This is a messenger RNA of Danaus chrysippus (African queen), 810 nucleotides long. Lineage: Eukaryota; Metazoa; Arthropoda; Insecta; Lepidoptera; Nymphalidae. The record is from the annotation of a GenBank genome assembly.
AUGAAUUUUAAAAUAAUAUCACUGCUUCUGACAUGGAACCUAUUGCUCAUAAAUGCCAAAAGAGAUUCCUUGGAAGACGAAGAGUCCAGAGCAAGAGAUAUACGUAAUAAGGAGAAUAAUAGAAAUAGAACAAACUUCAACGGCACUUUGACUGACCUUCCUGAGAGAAGAUACUUGAGACAUCGUAACAGUUCCAGGUAUCGCGGGGACAGACGAAGGUUUUGGGAACGGGAACAGGAAUUACGAAGGGACAGACGACGUGGAUCGGAACAUUCCUCCGAGGAAACCUCAAAUCGCACCGACCCAUACAACAGAAAAGAUGACAAAUCCCGCAAAACAGAUAAAAAGAAUCCUGAUAAAACUACGGAAAGAAGAAAAGCAAAUCAAAGUAAAACACAGGAAAGACAACCAGUUAGAGAAAACACGACUAGAUUUAAACCAAAGGUUGCCAAUAAAUGGCAUUCUGGAUAUAUACCGUACCCACAGCCACGGGAGAAGAAACCUAAUAUAAUAUUGAUACUGACUGAUGAUCAGGACGUCGAGCUCGGUAGCUUGAACUUCAUGCCUCGUACUAUGAAGGCCAUCCGAAGUGCUGGGGCUGAGUUUCGACACGCGUAUACCACCACACCAAUGUGCUGUCCAUCGAGGAGUUCCUUGCUGACCGGAGUGUACGUACACAAUCACAACGUGUACACAAACAACGACAACUGUUCGUCUCCGAUGUGGCAGGCUAAGCAUGAGACCAACACCUUCGCUACUUACCUCUCAAACGCUGGAUAUCGCACGGCAUCUGCUUGUAUUAGGAGUUAG